This is a messenger RNA of Striga asiatica, 462 nucleotides long. The record is from the annotation of a GenBank genome assembly. NCBI's taxonomy places the organism in Eukaryota, Viridiplantae, Streptophyta, Magnoliopsida, Lamiales, Orobanchaceae.
AUGGCUAAUCGCAGAAAUAGGAAUGCUCCAGUCCCACCAGUCGCAGCCCCUCCAGUAGUUCCCGAGCGGGAUCUGGGGCAGCGCAUCGCAGAGUUUCGCGGGUUUCACCCAGCGACUUUCAACGGACAGGGAGAUCCUCGACAAGUCGAGGAAUGGGUGCGCAACCUUGAUCUUAUCUUCGAGGUCAUGGGUUGUCCCGCGCCAGUCAAGGUCAUGUGUGCUCAACUUCAGUUGACAGGGGAUGCGGGACUUUGGUGGAGUGCCUACUGGGCCAUGAGGCCUGGGGAGAAGACUAAUCUCACGAUGGAGAGACAGUUCCUGAGUCUGGAGCAGGCGGGUCGGACUGUUGACGAGUACGAGCUCGAUUUCUCUCGCCUCACCUUCUUCGCGCCGAACCUCGUUGACACGGAGGCGAAGAGGACGAAGCGAUUCCGGUGCCAUGGGCCCCAUGACAUAUGCUGA